AGAGUUCAGAGCAAGAAACACAUGGAGAACAACAGAUAGGAGAUGAUUCAGAAUCUCUACAGCAGAGUAAUCAAACAUCAGGAGUCCCCCCAAAAAUGCAAUACAAAGCAUGCAUCAGACUUUUAAAGGACAAAGAUAAUCUUAUCUUUCCAGCCAUCUUCAGUUCAUGAUGAACGUGACCACAUUCGCUCUGAAUCUCUCCAGUUUACUCAAUGGGACAGACGCACCGGUUCGUGGUCCCGUCCACUGGAGGACAGCAAUGAUCACUCUCGUAACCAUUCCACUCUCCCUCAUUACCAUCACAGGCAACGUCCUGGUCAUGAUCUCUUUUCGGGUCAACCCACUCCUGAGGACAGUGAGCAACUACUUCCUCUUAAGCUUGGCUGUGGCUGACUUCAUUUUGGGCGCCAUCUCGAUGAACCUCUACACUACCUACAUCCUGAUUGGCCAGUGGACUUUAGGAAACCUAGCCUGUGAUGUGUGGUUGGCUGUGGAUUAUGUGGCAAGCAAUGCCUCUGUUAUGAACCUGCUGGCCAUAAGUGUCGACCGCUACCUCUCUGUCAUGCGACCUCUGACCUAUCGAGCCACUAGAACACCCAGAAGAGCUGCAGUGCUGAUUACUCUAGCGUGGACCGUCUCCUUUGUGCUUUGGGCUCCAGCCAUUUUGUUCUGGCAGUAUAUAGUGGGUGAACGGACCGUUCCAGAAUUCCAGUGCUCAAUCCAGUUCCUGUCUCAGCCUGUGAUCACAUUUGGAACCGCCAUCGCUGCAUUUUACCUGCCAGUAAGUGUUAUGGUUGCAUUGUACUGGCGGGUGUAUCGUGAGACAGAGAAACGUUCUCAGCAGCUAGCUGGACUGAUAGCAUCACAGGGAGGAUUCACUGGAAACGCAUCUCAGAGAUCUUGUCACAGCAAUUCUCGCAGUGUUGAGGAUGUAAGACCACAAACAGACCAAAAGCAGCACAGGAAGGGACAAAGGACCAUCUGUCCCACCAUCACCCAUCAAACAGCAGCGUGGUGGAAGAAACGAAGGGAGAGGGACGAGACGUCCAACUCAUAUACUACAUACAGCCAUCCACAGAUGGACACUGACCACGUUUCUCCAAGAACAGACGAAAACAAAUACAUUCCACUUGUUCGAAUGGAUAAAACUGCAGUCAAUAAUCAGUCCCCGCGGAGCUGUCAGCCAGGCAGUCAGAAUUCGCUUAAUUCGCCUAUGAGUCCAAUCACCACAAGUGCUGCUCAACCUUCUGCUCUAUCACUGACCACAGGCCAGCAGGGCCGGAAAGCCCGGACCUCGUGUCUGAUCAGGGAGAAGAAAGCGGCCCGGACCCUCAGUGCCAUUCUCCUGGCUUUCAUUGUAACAUGGACACCCUAUAACAUCAUGGUUCUAGUGUCCACUUUCUGUGACGACUGCGUUCCCGAGGGGCUGUGGCAGCUGGGAUACUGGCUCUGCUACGUCAACAGCACAGUCAACCCUCUCUGCUAUGCCCUCUGUAACAAGCACUUCCGGGUCACGUUCAAGGCACUGCUGCUCUGUAGGUGGAAGGAACAUAAGAAGGGGAUCAGGUGGACCCCGACUGGAAAUGGCUGAUUUCAUCACAACAUUUUCUUAAGAGGUGGAUUUUCUAUGCAUGAUAUUGGUUAUUCAGCACUCUGUGACCAGUCAUGAGUUCAAGGACAAAUACUGAUCUAUAUUAGGAUGCCAGAGAGCAUGUGGGCUUGAAAAGAUCCCAGAGAUCAAGGUUAUGCAUCAGAUAUAUGAGGUUCAGAUUGUCUGUUUUGUGUAAUCACGUCUCGGCAGCGCAUGUAGCAUUUUUCCGGUUUGAAUUGCCGAACUUCGACACAUUUAAAAUACAUAUGUAGCAUCUGGAGCUGUAGACAUUAGUAGUGUGACAUGCAAAACCUUUUUUUGUAAUUUGUCAUGACAUUAUAUAAAAUCUUGCAGUUAAAAACAAAAGCUAUUUUAAAAAUAUAUUCGUAUAUCUCAUGUAUAUUAUUUCACAUGUGUAGGACUCUAUACACUGAUAAAUCGCAGUUGUUAUUUACUGUGCUAGUAGAGGUCAUAAAAAAUACUCAAUUAUGAUUAUUUCUCUGUUACAUGUAUGUUUAUUAUGGAAAGGCCGAUAUGAAAAAUGUAAAUAAAAAAAGACAGAAAAAUACAGCAUUUACAUUCAAUACCAAAUACAAACUGACAUGAUAUACCAAAAGAACUAAUACAAAACGAUACAGUACUCACGAUAAUUCAAUGUGGUUAGUCAACAAUAAUAGAUAUUGGUUAUAUCACAUACAAAAUUCUACGAAAGAUAACCCGCCCUAUGAGAGUGUUCUGUGGGAAUAAACUGGAUUAAUGAGUGAAAUUAAAAAUGCAGCACCAUCUUCUGGUUUUUGAAUCUGGACCUUGGCACAAAUACUUCCUGAAAGAAUAACUUGCAAGAAAAUAAUUAUAUACGACAAAGAUAAACAGAGAUCCACUACUCAUACAAAUGAAUAUUUAAAUCCAUAACAUCCUUAAAAGGAUUAAGCCAUAUGUUUGCUCUAUGUAAACAAAUGUAUCUUGAAUGAGCAAUAAAGAAAAGAAAUAUUUGGCAAUGCAUAAACAGGUGCUUAAUCAUCUCAACCAUUGGCCCCAACAUGGA
Pimephales promelas (fathead minnow) is the source of this 2636-nucleotide messenger RNA. RefSeq names its product cholinergic receptor, muscarinic 1a (gene chrm1a). Gene Ontology annotation, molecular function: G protein-coupled serotonin receptor activity; G protein-coupled acetylcholine receptor activity. Gene Ontology annotation, cellular component: synapse; plasma membrane; dendrite. Gene Ontology annotation, biological process: chemical synaptic transmission; G protein-coupled receptor signaling pathway, coupled to cyclic nucleotide second messenger; adenylate cyclase-inhibiting G protein-coupled acetylcholine receptor signaling pathway. The record is from RefSeq and is a predicted model, not a curated record. NCBI's taxonomy places the organism in Eukaryota, Metazoa, Chordata, Actinopteri, Cypriniformes, Leuciscidae.